Nymphaea colorata (pocket water lily) is the source of this 2136-nucleotide messenger RNA. RefSeq lists its product as uncharacterized. The record is from RefSeq and is a predicted model, not a curated record. The transcript has 5 exons. NCBI's taxonomy places the organism in Eukaryota, Viridiplantae, Streptophyta, Magnoliopsida, Nymphaeales, Nymphaeaceae. Bases 94 to 1626 code for a protein of 510 amino acids.
ACCACCGAACCCAUCUCACUGUUAGAAGCAGGCUUCCCUCCCUCCCUUCCUCUCUUUCUUUUAUCUUUCCUUUCCCUCUCUUCCAUUGCAGCCAUGGAAGAAGCAGAGGUGAUGGGUCCUCUGCCGGUCGCCAUUUCUGCUCCACCAGCUGCGGAUUCGAUUCACAUGAGGCUACCUCCAAGAUGGGUUUCAGCUGAGGCUGUCCAGAGCGUCGCCAGGGAGGCGGCGGAGAGGAUUCUGGCCGCUGAGCGGAAGGCCUGGAGGUUCCAGAGGGACGUCGAUGCUGUGAGGGAGGAGGCGCUGAUGAUGCUGGUACGCUUGAAGCAGACGAUGGACUUGAAGAUUGCUGAAGCAGAAAAGGCAUCAUUCAUUCAGAGCAGAAGGAUUAAGGAACUUGAGUCUCAGCUAAUGGAAGCAGAAGAUACAAUACAAAAUCUUAGAAAUGAAUUGAAUAGAUCCUCUGGAGAGUGUGGGAAGAAAAAUGUCAUUCGGGAGGCAUCAGAUCCACAUGUUUUAGCAACAAAUGCCACUUCUUUUCAAUCUGCUUGUAAUGGAGACAAAUUCAAAUCAUCAGUUUCUGUUUGUUCCCAAAGUGAACCACUCCCACUGUCUGAAUACAAGGGCAUGGAUUUCAGAUUGUCAAAUGACUCCCAGCAAGAAAUGUUUGGAAAUUCAACAGUACAGAGUAGUGCAUCCUUAGAAAACUUUAAUGCAUGCAACCCAGACUUAGCAGCAAUUAUUUUGAGAUGUAAAGAAACAGAAUCAUAUAGGAAUGGAUGUACUCAAAGAAUUCGUGCAUUUGAGAAGAACCUACUUGCUGAACGUUGGCCUCGUUCUGAAAAAAAUAUUAAUGGGUACUCCCUUGGAAAGAAUGGCAUUGAUGCAACUGGUGCCCUAGAACAAUCUUUUGCUCUUUCAUCUGCCAUGAAUAAGGAAAAUGAAGCAGGAAUUGAGGAUGUGAACAACCUGACACAAGCUAGGGACAUGGUGCACAUUGAGGGCCACACUGAGAAGAAAGAAGCUGGUGAUGACUGCUAUGUGGAGGAAGGCAAAGACCUGGAAGAGCAUACUAAUUUAUCUGCUGAUGUUGAUUCCCUAAGCAGUGGACAUGAUUGCAUUCCCUUGUCCUCAGCUCUAAACAUGGCUGACAAAGCAAUUCAAUGUGAAGACAGCAGUGUGAAUGCGUUGGCUGAAAAUGGAAAUAUUCAUAGCAACACAGAAAAACAGGAAAUGAAUUAUGGUCCGGCACUCAGCAAGCCAGAUUCUGAAGCUGCAAAUGAUCUGGAUGAUUCCACUACAAUAGAGACCAUCAUGAAAUCCAAUUCAUUGCAGAACUCUUAUGUGAACGAAAGGCAUUCUGAACCUCCUAAUGCCCCUGCCCGACCUGUGAAUGAUAAGCUUCUCAAGUACACAUUUCAUAGGAAACGCAAAAGGGAAGUAUCAUGUAACAAGCCUGAAAAUAUUGUUGAGGAAAAGAAACCAUGUUCAAGGAAGAGGACAGCUAGAAGACCUCGUAGUAUGCACAAGCCAUGUGGCUCUAGCACAGUGAUGGAGUCAUCUCGGGAUAGCAGGCGACUGGUGCAGGUUGCUCGUCAGCUCAUUUCUUUGUCUGGGAGGCGAUGGUGAUGAAAUAUUCCUACAUCUGAAAAAUAAGACACUUGUUUAUGGGUGCACGAACAAGCCCCAGAUCUGGGGGGAUUUGUCCCUUGCAGUAUCUCCAGUGGCCCAAUUGUCUUCCGAAAAGUCAUCUCUGUCCUUAUCUGAAGGCUCCAUGAGGAAUAUUGCAGGACGGUUGGAGGUCUCUUUCACUUUUCAAAUAAGCUAGUGAACCAAUGGUCAGCCUUGUACAUUCUACUUCCAUGUUUCUUCUCAAGGUAUUGCAUUCUUAAAUGUCUGUGGUUAUUACAUUGCUAGAAUAUUCAACCUGUAACGUGCGUGAAUCAUAGCUCUGAGUGACUUAACAGUCAUCAAUCCUCGAUGUAUUCCGUCUCUUGUCCAUGUGGAACAGAAUGGUAGGUUUUGUUAAUGGUUCAACAGUCUGUAAGAAUAAUUUCUUGUUUAUCAAAGCAAACUGAUCUACAUUCCUGUUGUAUAAUGAGAUGCUGUUAGCGUCAGCUACUUGAGCAGGCUCAGCAA